This is a messenger RNA of Protopolystoma xenopodis, 228 nucleotides long. NCBI's taxonomy places the organism in Eukaryota, Metazoa, Platyhelminthes, Monogenea, Polystomatidea, Polystomatidae. The record is from the annotation of a GenBank genome assembly.
AUGGUCGGAUCGUGGAGCUCGGAAACGCAGGUGAACAGCCCACCUUCCAGGGUAGAUUGUCGCUUCACUCCGCCCAGGCAGGCAGUCCGAACAGACCGACCAGUCCGAUCCGUCCAAACAGUCAGACCAGCCCCCGCUGCAUCCUCUUGCUGUUCGUUUGUCGCUAUGGCAACCACCGCUUCGGGUCGUGGCCUGGCGGCUAGGUUAGUCUGGUGUUCGCUGUUUUGA